UGGCGCGCGGGUGCUCCUGGGAUGUCAUCAUGGCGGUGUUUGCAGAUUUGGACCUAAGAGCCGGCUCGGACCUGAGGGCGCUGCGCGGCCUGGUGGAGACCGCGGCUCACCUUGGAUAUUCAGUUGUUGCCAUCAAUCAUGUUGUUGACUUUAAGGAAAAAAAACAGGAAAUUGAAAAACCAAUAGCUGUUUCUGAACUCUUCACAACUUUACCAAUUGUACAGGGAAAAUCAAGACCAAUUAAAAUUUUAACUAGAUUGACGAUUAUAGUUACAGAUCCAUCCCACUGUAAUGUUUUGAGAGCAACUUCUUCAAGGGUCCGGCUGUAUGACAUCGUUGCAGUUUUCCCAAAGACAGAAAAGCUUUUUCAUGUUGCUUGCACACAUCUAGACGUGGAUUUAGUCUGUAUAACUGUAACAGAGAAAUUACCAUUUUACUUCAAAAGACCCCCUAUUAAUGUGGCAAUUGACCGAGGCCUGGGCUUUGAACUCGUCUACAGCCCUGCCAUCAAAGACUCCACAAUGAGAAGGUACACAAUUUCCAAUGCCCUCAACUUGACACAGAUCUGCAAAGGAAAGAAUAUAAUUAUAUCCAGUGCUGCAGAAAGACCUUUGGAGAUAAGAGGUCCGUAUGAUGUGGCGAACUUAGGCUUGCUGUUUGGUCUGUCUGAAAGUGAUGCUAAGGCUGCUGUCUCCACAAAUUGCCGGGCAGCAUUUCUCCAUGGAGAAACUAGAAAAACUGCUUUUGGAAUUAUUUCUACAGUGAAGAAACCUCGGCCAUCAGAAGGGGAUGAUGAUUCUCUUCCAGCUUGCAAGAAAGUUAAAUGUGAGGGCUAAGAGGAUGCCCAGUCUCCAUCAGCACCACCUCCUUCCCUUUUAUAACUCAUCAGUCACAACCGAAAUGAAACUGCAUGAUUUUCUGGUUUCAUUUGAAACUAGAAACCAGAUAGACUAUAAAGACAGUUUUAUCGUCAGGCCCUUAAACAGAAGAUAAAACCUAGUGAAGCAUUUUUUAAGGCUGUUUAAUUAAUUUAGAUAUGCUUUAGGAGGAAAACAGGUUAAUUUAUCCUUUAUAUAAAUGAUAAAUAACAGUAGGUAUUCUCAGAUAAGAUGUUUCAAUAUUUUAAGAGACUUAAAAUAUAAAAUAAUGUUUUUUUUGUACUUGACACAUAUGGAUUUUUUUAAAUCUUACUACCCAAGAAGUGGCUAUUUUGAAGACUAUUAAAACCUAUGAUGGGGGUGUCUUUUAGUCAGGUGAUAGUUUUUAAGCUUCUCUUUCAUGUAUUGAUUGAAUCAGUUCUUUAUUAUUUUUGUUUAUUUAUUUAUUUAUUUUUUUGGUCUUUUUGAGGCAGGGUCUCCCUGUAGUCCCAGCUGUCCUGGAACUCACUGUGUAGACCAGGCUGGACUUGAACUCACAGAGGUCCGCCUGCCUCUGCCUCCCAAGUGCUGGGAUUAAAGGUGUGUGCCACCACGCCCUGAAUCAGUUCUUUCUAAAGAAGUUUCUGUACUUGUAGAAGCAGAAGGAAUAUGCACAUAAAGUUACACUGUUCACUUCCUUUACUGCUUUUUGCUUUCAUGAUAUAUUUAGAAUAGAUUCCUUCCCUUUAGUUAGAAACUCUUCAGUAUCUGAUAGUGAUUUUCCUUAUUACUGUAAGAUUCAAAGCAUUUGGCUUACACAAACAAAAACCCUUUUAGAAGUAAUUUAUAUUUAAUAACAGGUUCAUCAGGCUGAGUAGAAGGACCCAUAUUUUGCAUUUCUGUUAUACUGAUGUAAGCACCCCAAAGCGUGGUGGAGUGAAGCAGGAAGUUAACUAAAACACAGCAGGGAAGAACACUGCUCUGAGGGGAGAGGACAGCCAGCAUGUAAGAGAAAGCUUUCUGCUAGUCUCGCAAAGGUAGACACUGAGAUAAAAAUCACUUUUAACAGUCAUGCUUACUCCAGAAUGUAAGAAUAUUUCAUAUUGAUAGUUAAUGUACUAUAUUUUACUAUAUCAAUAGAAAAAGUUAAGAAAAUAAGAAUUUUCUAAUAGAUGCCAAAAAAGACCUUUGAUAAAAUUCAA
Molecule: messenger RNA, 2059 nt
Organism: Nannospalax galili (Upper Galilee mountains blind mole rat)
Lineage: Eukaryota; Metazoa; Chordata; Mammalia; Rodentia; Spalacidae
Gene: Rpp30
Product: ribonuclease P/MRP subunit p30
Exons: 11
Coding region: 30-836 (268 amino acids)
Biological process (GO): tRNA processing
Cellular component (GO): nucleolar ribonuclease P complex
Molecular function (GO): RNA binding
Source: RefSeq, a predicted model, not a curated record